GGGAUCGGGAUUGGGAGUGCUCGGGGCUUCAGGGCAUCUUCCCGCAGGGAUCUCCGGAGGCCGGGCGGGGUGUCCGGGCCCGGCCCGAUGGCCAGCGCCCACCCGGGCCCGCUCGCCCGGCCGGGGACCCCCGAGCCUGCCGCCCAAGAGGCCCGGCGUUGGAUCGAGCAGGUAACGGGCAAGAGUUUUGGAGAUGUGGAUUUUCGGACGGCACUGGAGAAUGGCGUCCUGCUUUGUGAGUUGCUGAAUGCCAUAAAACCAGGUCUGGUGAAGAAGACCAACAAGCUGGCAGCACCCAUCGCGGGUCUGGACAAUAUCAUCUUGUUCUUGAGAGGCUGCAGAGAGGUGGGGCUGAAGGAAUCCCAACUUUUCGAUCCCGGGGACCUCCAGGAUCCAGCGAGCAGACUAACGGUCACGAACAGCGACUGCAGCCGGAAGCUGAAGAAUGUUCUGGUGACCAUUUACUGGCUGGGGAAGGCGGCCGGCAACAGCCCCACUUUCGGCGGAGCGGCGCUGGACCUCAAGUUGUUCGAAGGGUUGCUGGCCCAGGAGGCCGAGGGCCCGGACAGCCCAAGGCGCAGUGUCCGGGACAGUGGCUACGUGGACUGCUGGGAAUCAGAGUGCAGCGACUCUCUGUCCCCGCCACGGCACGCCAGAGAUGACUCCUUCGACAGCCUGGAUUCCUUCGGCUCCCGCGCCCAGCAGACGCCUUCCCCCGACGUGGUGCUGCGGGGCAGCAGCGAUGGCCGCGGCAGCGACUCGGAGCCGGACCUGCCCCGCCGGAAGGUGCCCGACGUGAGGAAGGACGACAUGUCGGCGCGCAGGGUGGCCCACGGUGGCGAGCCCAAGUCCGCGGUGCCUUUCAACCAGUACCUGCCCAACAAAAGCAACCAGACUGCCUAUGUACCUGCCCCCCUGCGCAGGAGGCGAGCGGAGCGCGAGGAGCUCCGCAGGAGCUGGACCACCGCCGCCGCCGUCCCCCGUGGCACGGAACGGCCCUUCAGCCCCCCGGAGACCAUAGCCGAGGAGCCCACGGAGGGUGGGCAGGCAGACCGGGAGAUUUCUGCCACCACUGAGGCCUUCGUCCGGAGCCAGGGAAACACUAGUGGUGGCUCAGCCCUUCCCCCGGAGGGGGAGCACAGGGUCCCGGCCUCUGGCCCACAAGGAGAGGAGUCUGAGGGAGCCGGGAAGCUCCGGAGGCUCAGGAAAGCCGGGAUCGAGGUGUUGCCGGCAGCUCGGCGCUUCUGCAGCCCCAAGCCCGUGGGCGCAGGUCCAGACACCACAGACACAGUUCUCCGUGGAGCGAGCCCGACUGGCCUGCUGCAGGGGGCUGGCCAUGGCGUCCACGUGGCUCCUGACCCAGAGAGAGAUGACUUCGCCAUCCGCAGGAUGUCUCGGGGGUCCAGGGGCAAUGGUCCGGCCAACUCCAGGCAGACCAGUUUGGGAGAGCCCACGCAGGGCCAGCCAGAGCCCCGCAGCGGGAAACUCCUCGGGGGUCCGGCAGUGGGGGCCGCAGGCCCAAGGGAACGGUCCCCCGAGCGGGAGCCAGAUGGCGCGGAGGCCAGGCUGGGCCCCGACCUGCAGAGAGAUGACAUGGCCCAGCGCAAGGGGCAGCGGCAGUGCCGGCGCCUUCCCUGGAGUUUCGUGCCGGCCUCCGCGCAGAUCACCGCGGCCGACCAGGAGACGUGGGACAGGCUCCAGGUGUCCGCUGAGACCAGUGCCGCUGCCCCGCAGUCCCCCACCCCCGACAUCCCCAAGGCGGUCGCUCUCCGGGAUGACUUUGCCCGGCGCAGGGCCGGGACCAGAGCCAGUGCCAAGGCCCCGGGCCCCACACGGGCGUGCUUGUUCUCCGGGCUGCUGGCGGACACAGACCGGGACGGGUGGUGGAGACUCAGCCCCAGCCAGGACGGGCCAUCGGGCUCUGAUGUCGGGCGAGAGGCGGGUGGUCACAGUGCGGGCCGAGCCCAGACUGGUCCCGGGGGUCCCAUCUUCCCCCAGCACAGCCAGGACCCGGCCUCCUCCCUGGAGAAGUCGAGAUACAGCCCCGGGGCAGCUGGGCCUGCCGAUGCAGAGAGCAGGAGCAUGUUGGACGUGCGCAGCGAGGAGGCGGCUGCAGCUACGGCUGUGCAGCCCCACAGCAGGGCUCACCAGGAGCAGUUGCAGCAGAUGAACGCCCAGCUGAAGGAAGAGGAUGACCAGUGGCAGGAUGAUUUGGCACGGUGGAAGAGCCGCAGGAGAAGUGCCUCCCAAGAUCUCAUCAAGAAGGAAGCGGAGAGGAAAAAAAUGGAGAAGUUACUGGCGGAAGGAAACAGGACGAGUGAGCGGAGAAAAAGCAUCAAGACUUACCGAGAGAUUGUGCAGGAAAAGGAGAGGAGAGAGAAGGAGCUGCACGAGGCAUACAAGAAUGCAGGCUCGCACGAGGAGGCCGAGGGCAUCCUGCAGCAGUACAUCGAGCGGUUCACUGUCAGCGAGGCCGUCCUGGAGCACCUGCACCUGCCCCACAUCCUGGAGCGCAGCCGCUCCACAGAGCCCGGCCUCUCCCCCUUUCCCUCGCCCCUCCCCUCCCCCUCUUUCUCUCCUUCCUCGUCCCCCUGCUCACCACUUCUGGAGGACCCCCGGCCCUGGAAGUACCUGCGCCAACAGUCCCUGCCACCCCCACGCUUCACGACCACGGUCCAGGCCACGGUCGCAGCCCCGGGAACCCCCAGCACGACUGGAGCUCCCAGGUCUCCCAGCGGAGCGGCUGGAGCUGGAGUGAUGUCGGCAUUGACCCCCCGGCCCUAUGCCCCCAGGCCCUACACCCCCCAGCUGGCUCUCCAGACCUGUAAGGAAGAGCCAAAGCCCAGCUUGGGUGGAGGAGCCAUCAACGGAGUGGAAGAGGAGAAGCCAGAGUGUCCGGAGGAGAGGCCAUGCCCUCCUCUGACUGUAUCGCAGCCACCGGCCGCAUCCCCGAGGGACCCCACCCUAGUCCCUGAGAUCUCUGCGGAGAGACCGCACCCGCCUCUGACAGUACCUCAGCCGCCGGCCACACCCCAGGGGAACCCCACCCCAGCCCCCGAGAUCUCUGCGGAGAGGCCGGACUCCCGUGAAGCUCCCCUUGAGCCAACGGUUGCCACCACCAGAGAAGUGAAACCAAGUGGGCAGGAGGACGAGACGGGUUGGGGACCGGCGGGGAGGCCAACGGCAAAACCCAAUUCCCCAGAGCGCCAGCACUUUGUCACGACAGUGACGUGCACCAGCCCGACCGUAGCCUCGGUGGAGUUUUCCGCUCACCGCCAGCCCCGGGACGCCACCACCGCUGUGGGGAGACAAGAUGCAGCCAGGGGACCAGACAGCGAAGCCUGCGGCCAAGUCCAGUUGGUGCUGUCGCAGAAGGCGGCAGCUCCAAAGUCUCCCGAACCUGAAGCCAGCUUGGUCUUCCCAUCUUCGCCCCGAGCGCCUGGCACACCACAGCUCACGUUGCCCGAUUUGGAUCUGCACGCAGCGGAGCCCAGUGGCGACGAGAAGUCCCCACGUUUUAGCUUCGGCCCUUGGGACCCUGAGGAAGAGCGGCGGCGGCAGGAGUGCUGGCAGCAGGAGCAGGAGCGCCGGCUGCAGGAGCGGUACCAGAAGGAGCAGGACAGGCUGAAAGAGGAAUGGGAGCGGGCCCAGAGGGAGGUGGAAGAGGAAGAGCAGAGAUACUAUGAGGAGGAGCGCAGGAUAAUUGAAGACACGGUGGUGCCAUUGUCGGUGUCCUCAAACUCUGCAGAUCAGUUGUCCUCCUCCUCAUCUAUGGCGACAGAGGGGCCCGGGGCCGGGGACAAGGCAGUGCCAGGAAACUGGCCCGAGGAAGAGCAAGAAGGUGAAGCCCGGGGGAGGCGGCAGCAGCAGCGGGCAGAACUGUUGCCGUCAGACGGAGCAGCGGAGUCCGGGAGCAGAGAGAGGAGGGUGACCACAGGAACCAGCUCCCCAGGGCUGCAGACUCCUCUGCCCACGGAAAGUCUCCAGGAGCCCAGCCCAACCCUAAUGGAGCGGGCAUCCCCUGGCCCGAUGCCACUGCCCCCAGAAGCAACGAGGACUCUGCCACCUGCCACAACUGGGAAACAGGAAGGGGCUGUGCUGGAGAUGGGGGUCAACCACCAGCCCAACACCCCUGGAGAAGUGAGGAGGAGGAACCCCGGAGAGAGGCUCAGAGCUGGACUGCCAUCGCCAAAUUCUCCCACGCCCCCAGGCCAGUCACCCAGCAGGUCAGUCAGUGGGAAGAAGCUGUGCUCUGCCUGUGGCCUUCCCUUGGGCAAAGGAGCAGCCAUGAUCAUCGACACGCUCCACCUGUACUUCCAUCUCCACUGCUUCAGGUGUGGAGUGUGUAGGGGGCAGCUCGGCGAUGCCGCGCAGGGGACAGAUGUCCGGAUCCGAAACGGCCUGCUCACCUGCAACGAUUGCUACAUCCGCUCCAGAAGUGCCGGACAGCCCACAACAUUGUGACUCGAGUCCCUACCUGCACAUGGUCAUGCCCCCAGCUCCUGGCCUCCACAUUGGGCUCAACGCCCAGCUCCACCCCGAUGCCUGUGACCACACAUUUCUGCUGGCCGGGAGUUGCGGGGCCGGCGUGGUUCGAAUCGAAGGGGUCAUCGUUAACAUGGUCGAAGAUGCAAUAAGCCGUUCAGUUUUAACAUUUCUAGACACUAAACCCACUCCGUUUACAGAACUGUUAUAGCUCCUUGCGUCCCAGGAGCAUCAGACUAACGCCCGUGAAACACUAAACGUCCCACCCGACAACUUCUGACCCCGAGCGACCCCCUUGGCUGUUUUUUCCACAAAGGCGCUGCUUUGGCAAUCUGCUUGAGGAUCCAUCCACAUCAAAGGGGGAGAUGUCCUGCUGAUAUGUUACCACUCCAAGAGGGCUCUAGGGCUGGAAAGAGAAAACCAAGCUGGACCAGGGGCUGACCAGCCGCCCACCCCAAGCCGGGAACGUGCCCGGGAGAGGGAAGUAGAGCCAUGGCCAGAUUUGCUGACCCUCUGUUUGUCAGCUGGGGAAAGCAGCAGCCCUGAGCUGGGGAAGGGGAGGUGCAGACCCUCCCUCCCUUCCUCUCCCUCCUCCCCUCCCCCAGGCUGCUAUCAGGGAAGUGGUUUGGGAUCCGUCCCACGCCAUUCCUGGGUCAGUGUUCCAGCCACAAGGACUUUGUUCAUCUCCCUGUCUUUCCCAGAGCGAUCUGGCCAACUCCACCGACUGUUCCCGGGAUGGAGUUCUGCCAACUGAGAGCAAGCGGGUGGCAGGGUCAGAGAGCACAGCCCCAUCCCUACCCCUUUCUUUAAGGGGAGAGGAAGUCUGUUUACCCGGUCUGGAAGCCCCAGUAAAUUGAAUGCCAAGGAGGUCCUGUUGAGAAGGCAGAGUCCUUGGCCUGGCUGGGGGUGCUGUGGUGGAAGGGAGAGGAUGGGAAUCCUGGGGGGAUUUCUUUGUGAACUGAGCAAUCUCUUCUGAGGGAGGGAUUGUGGAGUGAGAGUUCAGCUAUACGGUCAGGGAGGUCAGGUCUUGGGGAGCAGCACUACUUCUCUCUGGGACUUCCACGUCCUCUCACAAAAAUUGUGCCUUAGAACACACGGGUGGCGGCCCAAGGAGGGAAGACAGCAGCGCCAAAAUGCACAGAACCCACCGCCGCCCUCCCUCGCACCCCCAGCACUGAGCGAAGCCAACGACAAUGUUGCCUCCUCCAGCAGCAAGACACACGUGUGCUGCUAGGAGUCCCUGCUGCUGGCACAGUCUAUGUUCUAAUUGCCAACCGCUUCUGUCCGAUCCGCAUGGGUGGCCCCGUGGGGUCAAGUGGAUGCCGGCCUGCCCUGUGUCCAUUUGCCACUGAGCAACCACACCCCCUUUCGACCCUUCCUUGUCUCCCAUCUUUAGGGGAGGGGAAAAGGACCCCUUUUCCCACCCAGAGACAGAACACCGCUGCCACCUGAACCAUGGCUCAACUCCACAGGACUGCAAAGCCUGAGUUUUCUUUUCACAGAUGUUCCAAAAGUGAAUUGUUUCCUGUUCUUGUGUGUCUCUCACUCCUCAGACCCCCAGAACUGACCACUCUCCUCCUCCUCCCACCCCCCACUUUUAGAUGCCCAGGGAGCUGCAACCAUCUGCAGGAGCCACAAGGGCUGAGCCUCGUCUAGGGAAAUGCCACGGUGGGGAACAGUAGGCAGGGAGAUGCAUUUUCUCAUCUUUCACUAACCUUCAUUUACAAUAUUUAUUCUAAAACGCCUCUGGAAUGAAAGGAAAAAAGUUGUCUAAAAAUUUAAGCGCUUUUCUAGUCCAUGUACAUUUAUAAAUAAACAGUGCCAGUGGAUUUGGUGCUGGGCUGA
Messenger RNA from Tachyglossus aculeatus (Australian echidna), 6330 nucleotides. RefSeq names its product LIM and calponin homology domains 1 (gene LIMCH1). The record is from RefSeq and is a predicted model, not a curated record. The transcript is spliced from 31 exons. Gene Ontology annotation, cellular component: stress fiber. The coding region runs from base 88 to 4464 and encodes 1458 amino acids. Lineage: Eukaryota; Metazoa; Chordata; Mammalia; Monotremata; Tachyglossidae. Gene Ontology annotation, biological process: positive regulation of stress fiber assembly; regulation of focal adhesion assembly; actomyosin structure organization. Gene Ontology annotation, molecular function: myosin II head/neck binding; actin binding.